AUGCCUCGUCCUACUCUCUACCACACGUCUGAAGAGAAGGCUGCCGCGCGCCGUGCUACUUCCAAAAAAUACUAUGAAAAGCAUCAAGUUCAAAUCAAUCGCCGAUCGCGUCGCAAAUACAAAAAGAAACUACAGAACAUCCGGAAAGAUAACAUCUCGGAAAGAUGCGACCCACUAUGGCUUAUGGAGAAGGCAAAAGAACAAUUCAACAAACUCACGCAUGGUGCUCUGUAUACGUACCUUGACGAGAUUGCCCAAUAUUGCAUCGCCAACCCUGAGGAGGCCAAGGAAUACUGCGCGUCGAUGGAGGAACAAUGGAACACGUUCAUGAUGGAGGUACAAGGCGUGCUUGGGGAUAUUUUGCAGGCAUAUGGAUGUGGAGACAUCUGGAAAAAAGCAGAUAUGGUGGGCCGCGACAUCCGGCACGUCGUGAGCCUUGUUGAGGAGAUCCAUAUGCAGGCGAUGAGUUCUGUAGAUGACAUCGCUGAUUGGCGUUCCAGUGGUAUCUUUGCUUAUCAGAUCUGUGCCGAGGGUGCCAAGGUCGCUAUCUAG
Messenger RNA from Laccaria bicolor S238N-H82, 552 nucleotides. RefSeq lists its product as uncharacterized. Bases 1 to 552 code for a protein of 183 amino acids. The record is from RefSeq and is a predicted model, not a curated record. NCBI's taxonomy places the organism in Eukaryota, Fungi, Basidiomycota, Agaricomycetes, Agaricales, Hydnangiaceae. The transcript is spliced from 3 exons.